AGCGGGUUGCCAUUAUGUUUAAGGCAAAUCUUAAGACGUGGUACCGGCUUUUUUAACAAAAUUAAGAAAGACUGUUUGACACUUUUCUCAAGAGUGCUCAUGACAUGUUUUCAGAAUAAAGACAGAAGAAGAUUCUGGGCCCUUGGAAAGGAAGCUAUCGACGGCUGUAGGAUAUUUCUGACGCGUAUUCCGAGAUUUAGCUAGCUAGCUAGCGAUCAAGGUUGCUAGCAUACGCCAGAGAACACUGAGACGCGCCACAACGUUAGCUGACCGACCAGCCUAGUUAGCGGCUAGCGAUGUCUUUCCGCCGCCAGAAUCAACAGUCUGGACCAAGUGGCCGCAAAACGUCUAAUGGACCUUCUGGAUCGGCCGGAAUGUCACCGACAGUUCCUGGGAGCAACACUACCAGACCAACCCCUGGAAGGAACAGAAACUCUGUGAAGCCUCCCUCACAGUCUCCUCCUGUGUUUGAGGGAGUCUACAAUAACUCCCGGAUGCUCCAUUUCCUCACAGCUGUAGUGGGCUCUAGGUGUGACGUGCGGGUGAAGAAUGGCAGUGUGUACGAGGGGAUAUUUAAGACACUAAGUUCGAGAUGCGAGCUGGCGGUGGACGCCGUGCACAAACUAAGGACUGAAGACGGGGAUGGUUGUGGAGGCGGUACGUCCGCACACCCCAGGAGAGAGGAGAUCACAGACACCAUGAUCUUUAGCCCCAGUGACUUGAUCACCAUGACCUGCAGAGACGUGGAUCUCAACUAUGCUACACGAGACACCUUUACAGACUCGGCGAUCAGCUCAUCCAGAGUAAACGGUGAUCACCGAGAGAAGGUGCUGCAGAGGUGGGAUGGUGGAGACAGCAACGGAGAGAACUACGAUCUAGAUACAGAUGCAUCUAAUGGUUGGGAUGCCAGUGAGAUGUUCCGCUUCAAUGAAGAAACCUAUGGGGUGAAGUCCACCUACGACUCAAGCCUCUCAAUGUACACCGUUCCCCUAGAGCGAGGUAGCUCUGAGGGUUUCCGACAGCGAGAGGCACGAGCUGCACGACUGGCCAGUGAGAUUGAGGCCAGCGCACAGUACCGCCACAGAGUGGCGCUGGAGAACGAUGAAGGGAGGAGCGAAGAGGACAAGUACAGCGCCGUAGUGCGGGAUGGCGACAGAGAGAGGGGUAGAGACAGCCCCGGCUUCUCCAGCUCUGGAAGCCGGGAGGGCAAAUACAUUCCCUUACCACAAAGAGCGAGAGAGCGAGAAAUUGGUGCAUCCAGAGGUGACCGAGAAAGAGGCGGACCCUCCUCCGCACUUCCUAAUCGAACAAACAGACCUGCCCCCUCAAGCUCGUCCCCCAGGCCGCCUCUCCCCUCUGGUAGUGGUCAGCCCACUCCACCUUCUGAUAGGAACAGUCCGUUGUCAAUCAGAGGUGGAUAUUCUCCCCACCAAGCACAGUGUAGCCCACCUGCUCAAUCCCGGCCCUUAGAGGCGGGCCACGCCAGUCCUCCUGCCCCACACAUGCUUCCCCAUUCUCUUUCACACCCUCAGUCUCUCUCUGACUCUGCACGACCUGUUAAUGGAGUGUCCUCGAGAACAUCUCCCAAAUCUCAAAGGCCUGCACAACCCAGAAGCUUGCGCACCUCCAACUCUCACUCUUCACCUACAGUCUCGCAUUCCCCCAAACCUGAUGCACCCAACCAGGACUCCCCUCUGACUGCUCCUUCCUACCUGGACACCUCUUCAGUUACCAUGGUGACCCCAAAGCCCUCCGGCCCCACCCCAACCUUCCCUGUAGAUGUUUUCUCUCCGUUUCUGUGUUCUGUUCAUUUAUUUUCAUUUUUUCUUUUCGUUCAACUUUUUGUGUCAGUGAAUGAGAUCUUAUCCAAGGAGAGGACAGAGAGCCCUGUCAGUCCUCAGGAAGGCAAGGGCAGUAAAGCUGCUUCACUUCAGCAAAGGUCACAGAUAGAGGAACUUCGCAAAUUUGGGAAGGAGUUCAGACUUCACUCUAGCUCCUCAUCCUCCAGUCCCAAUACUUCAGCUACACCCAGUGAUCCUGCUCAGCCAAGCCCUACCCAAAGCACACAGACAGACUCCACCCCCUCCACAGAGCCCAACACGGUAUCCCCUACAACUCCAACACAGGAACUUCCAUCAGAUGACGCGGGCAGAGAAACGAGUGCUGAGGGUCCAGCAGCAGCCACCCCACCAUCUGUCACACCCACUGUCACACCUUCUGCCACACCUGGUGGUGUUUCCCAACCCUCUGGUCCAGAUGGACAAACGGCAGUGCCGCCCCAGCCUGCAAGGACACCAGGCAGGGAGGACGGCAGACCUGAGGCUGCAGACAGAGCGGAGGGUGUAGCUGAUCAAGUGAAGAAGUCCACACUAAAUCCCAAUGCCAAAGAGUUCAAUCCUGCCAAGGCCCCUCUCACUAUGGUGAAGCCUUCUGCGACCCCCACGACUCCACGACCCACGCCUCCAAGUCCCUCAGUGGUGCUCCAGCCUCCUGCAGGACAAGGAGCCAUCUACAGCCCUCCGUAUCUGAGCUACGUCUCAACAAUACCCUUACAGGGCCACUCUGUGCAGGCCCCUCAAAUGUACCAGUAUGCCGUGUCUACCGUGAGCCAGGGAAAGUACCCCAGAACUAAAGGUUCCGUGGUCGCUCCUCGUCCAGACCACAACUCUUCGGCACCUCCUAUGAUCCAGGCAGCAGCGUCGGCAGCAGGUCCUCCGCUCGUGGCUUCUCCUUAUCCUCAAUCUUACCUGCAGUAUAGCCAGGUCAUCCCUGCCAUGCCACACUAUCCUGGACAGCCGGUGUAUUCCAUGCUGCAAGGUGGAGCGCGGAUGCUGAGUUCAGGGGGACACCCUCAGACUCUUGGCCCUCCUGGUCCUCAAUAUCCUGGCCAAACUGAGGGACCCCCAGGAGCCCAGCAGGGCAUGUAUGCCCCCCAGUCAUUCUCUCAUCACUCAGGCUCCAUGCAUCCUCCGCAGCCGUCCACCACUCCUACUGGCAGCCAGCCGCCCCCUCAACACCCUGCCCCCAGCCCAGGACAGUCUGGACAAUCAGGUCCACAGCCACAGACCUUGUAUCAUUCAGCUCCUCUGUCAGCUCCCACUCCCCCUAAUCUGCCCCCAGGCCACAGCUCUCCCCAGGCCUCAUACCCUCUCCAGGGCUACAGCCUGCCAGGUCACCAGCCCCUACCCCACCCCUACUCAUCCAUUGGGCAGCUCACACAGGCUCAUGUCCCAGGAGCGCUGUCGGGUCCUCACCACUCUGGGGGUCAUGGGCCUCCUCCGAUGAUGCUACUUCAUGCUGCUCCUCCUCCCCCUCAGCAGGGUCCCGGUUCUGGUCCUGGCCCCCAGCACCCCACACAUGCACCUCCACCACCCCAACAAGGAACUCACCAGCACUACACCUACAUUGGGCACCCGUCAGCUGUGCAGGUGCAGCCCCACCCUUCCCAACAGCUGCCCUUCCACCCUCCUGGAAACUGAGUCAGAAUUCAGGCUCCAUCUGCCCCCUAAUAUUUGGUGUGAGAGUUCCUCUUGCUGAUUCUGGACCAGACACAUCUACAUGCUAACACACACACACACACCACACACACACACCCCACACACACACACUUUGCUCCAGAAACAGACUUUUUUGUUGUUUUUAUUCUUAUCCAUUGGAAGGACUUUCCCUUUUUUUUUUUUUUCUUUUUUUUUUUUGGUUCAAGUUGAAAGGAUGGGCGCACAGUGUGUGUCUGAACAAGAGGGAAUGAGUGAACGAGUGAGAGUGACCAAGUGAGCAUGAUGAAAUGAAACAAGGGUGAAAGAGGUGUUUUAUAAAAAUAGCAAGAUUUCUCCCUUCCUCCUCAACCCCUAAUUAAAUAAAAAAUAAAAUGGCUAAAAAAAGGAAAAAAAAAAGUAAAAAUAUACAAAAAAUAAACAAAAUUUCAAACUCUAAA
Neoarius graeffei (lesser salmon catfish) is the source of this 3934-nucleotide messenger RNA. RefSeq names its product ataxin 2-like (gene atxn2l). Lineage: Eukaryota; Metazoa; Chordata; Actinopteri; Siluriformes; Ariidae. Gene Ontology annotation, molecular function: RNA binding. Gene Ontology annotation, biological process: cytoplasmic stress granule assembly. The record is from RefSeq and is a predicted model, not a curated record. Gene Ontology annotation, cellular component: cytoplasmic stress granule. The transcript is spliced from 24 exons. The coding region runs from base 297 to 3479 and encodes 1060 amino acids.